Molecule: messenger RNA, 1269 nt
Organism: Myripristis murdjan (pinecone soldierfish)
Lineage: Eukaryota; Metazoa; Chordata; Actinopteri; Holocentriformes; Holocentridae
Gene: ppa1a
Product: inorganic pyrophosphatase 1a
Exons: 11
Coding region: 103-969 (288 amino acids)
Biological process (GO): phosphate-containing compound metabolic process
Cellular component (GO): cytoplasm
Molecular function (GO): magnesium ion binding; inorganic diphosphate phosphatase activity
Source: RefSeq, a predicted model, not a curated record
GCAUGCCUACUCCUCACUCCUCAAUGACUGUCUGUUAGGAGCUUAAGCCCCUCUGAAUCAGUGCACACACUUCAGUAGGAGGGUUGGGAGUCAGCAACAGACAUGAGCUUCACCAUCGAGGAGAGAGGCAGGCCAAACACCCAGGAGUACAGGGUGUUUUUCAAAAACUCUGAGGGGAAAUACAUCUCUCCAUUCCAUGACAUACCAAUCUAUGCAAAUGAGGCAGAGAACAUUUUCCAUGCUGUUGUGGAGGUGCCGAGGUGGACAAACGCAAAAAUGGAGAUUGCCACCAAAGAUCCUCUUAAUCCACUGAAACAAGAUGUGAAGAAGGGGAAUCUGCGUUAUGUAGCUAACGUGUUUCCUCACAAAGGAUACAUCUGGAAUUAUGGGGCAAUCCCACAGACAUGGGAAGACCCGGGCCACAAAGACAGCGACACUGGAUGCUGUGGUGACAACGACCCCAUUGACAUAUGUGACAUAGGAAGUAAGGUGUGCUCCAGAGGAGAGAUAAUCAAAGUCAAGGUGCUGGGAACCUUGGCUUUGAUUGACGAAGGGGAAACAGACUGGAAGGUCAUCGUAAUCAACAUGGAGGACCCUGAAGCCAGCGACUAUAACAAUAUUGAUGAUGUAAGAAGACUUAAGCCGGGAUACCUGGAGGCGACAUUUGAUUGGUUUAAAAGAUACAAAGUCCCAGACGGGAAGCCUGAAAAUCAGUUUGCUUUCAAUGGAGAGUUCAAGGACAGGGACUUUGCCAUUAAAACAGUCAAGAGCACUCAUGAGUUUUGGAAGGCCCUGAUCUCUUCGAAGACCAAUGCUGGCGAGCUGAAUUGCAUGAACACCAGUGUCUCAGAUAGUCCAUUCUGCUGCUCCGGCGGGGAUGCAGAGGCUGUGGUGCACGCUGCAUGUGAUCUUGGACCUGAAGAUCCCAUUCCAAGUUCAGUCGACAAAUGGUUCUACUACGACAAGUAAACAGAGCCUGGACAAGGACCCGAAGAUGGGAAGUGCUUCUUUUUUCAUCUCUUUUCAAUGCACUUGAACGCCACAUGAAACUGACUACACAGAUGAAUUAAUUGUAGUGAAUGUUGUUGUUUGUUUGUUUUGUUUUUUUCUCAACAGUACACUGUUAAGGAUGUCUGAUAUCAUUAUCAAAAGUGCUCUUUGUGUGACUGUGGCACCAAAAGUCAGAUCAUGUGAUAGCGCUAUUAAGUAUGUUUUUUCAUCAUUUAUUUAAUGGAUGUUAACCACAAUAAAUCAUACAAUCUCACAGUU